UGACAAAAUCGCCGUGCGAAGUUUGAAAAAACUGCGCGCAGAACACCAAGCGUGGCCUGCCACAAAGCAGCGUGGUUAACAGUGACUUACAGGGACGGCUGACAUUGAGGCUCGGAAAGCCACACUCAUUCGAAGAUUUGCCCUAUUUCAGUCCUGUCAAAGGUUCAAGCAUCUGCGAGUAAAGUCUUCCUUGGCACAGAGUCACGUUGCCAAGAUUACUCUCAGAUUCUUACAUCGCCGUUCGGCAGCAACCCGCGCCCCCCGCCCUCCUCCAGCUCCCACUCCAGCUGCCAAGGAGCCGCGUACCACUGUUCAGCUCAGUGUUCCUCCUCAUCGCGGAAACACAAUGUUGUCUCUCAAGGGCGACUCCAACAGUCGCCUCGCCAAGAUCCUGACCGUCUGCUUCUGCCUGCUGACGCUCAUCGUCCUCUUCCGACUCGUGGGCGCCGUCCUCGUCCCGCAGGCCGGCAGUCACAAUCCGCUGCUCCCCGCCCAGUCUAGUUCCCUCGGCGCCGCAGACUCCAGCUCAGCGCUCGCGGGCGUCGACGCAAAGGUCUCCCAAGUGCUGCAACUCCUGCAGGCCAACCCUGCCCUGCCAGCUGGCGUGCAGUCGGGACUGCCAGCUGGCGCCGGGACCGAUGGCGCGGACAUGAUUGACCGGUACCUGACACUGCUGGCCACAACACUGACGGGCAUCGUUUACCGGAGGCCGGUGUUUGGCGCCUACGGAGGGACCGACGACGUGCCGCUCGAGAGGGUGCCAUUUAACGAGGCGGCAGCUGCCGAGGGCCUUGUGUGGCCCGACGUGGGCCAUACCAUGGUGGGGUUGAAGAGGCUGGCCAAUACCAGGUUGCUGUUAGAGACAGUUCUCAAGGAGGACAUUCCUGGAGAUUUCUUGGAGGCCGGAGUCUGGAGAGGAGGCUCGUGCAUCUUUGCUCGCGCUGUCUUGGACGUCUACAAGAGCAAGCGGCUGGUCCACGUAUGCGACAGCUUCGAAGGCCUUCCCGCAGCUUCGAGCGUGAAGGACAACGACUCCUGGAGUCGGGUGAAUUUUCUGCGGGUUGCCAAGGAGCAGGUCCAGGAGCAUUUCAAAUCGUACAACAUGCUCAACGAGCGCGUGCUUUUCCACAAGGGCUUCUUCCGCGACAGCCUCCCGACCGCCCCCGUCUCGCAGCUCGCGGUCAUCCGUGCGGACGGCGACAUGUACGAAAGCACGAUGGACAUCCUGUUCAACCUGUACGAAAAGCUGUCCGUGGGGGGGUACGUCGUGAUCGACGACUGGGGGAUCCCCGAGGCGCAGGAGGCCGUCUGGGAUUUCGCCAAGUGGCACGGCUUCACGGACGACGUCAAGAACCUGGUGCGUAUCGACCAAUCGGCGAUUUACUGGAAGAAGGUCAAGGAAACCAAGGUUCGGAUGGAGCUUUACCAGGACUUUAACUCAAUCAGAACACCCGGCAAGACUGCAGGAGCCCAGUGAAAAUUCAGUUACAAUCACUGAACUCGGGCGUUCAAUUCACGUCGCGUUGUGACGACCUCAGUGCUCUGGUGCCGCGGAAUUUUAAAUGUCGUGGCGUCAAAAUUGGCGACCGAAGUAGUGUCAUAGUGGCCAGUUGGUCGCCAUACCGGGCGCAAUGGGCACUCGGCAAGCAGAGGAGUAUGAGGCUACUAUACUCAGAGUGCGCCCGGGACUUCUCUGAUUAUUUCUGUCUUUGCGAUCGGGGUGUUUGACGAACGAUAUAUGAUACGCUGAAGCAGAUUUAGCACUAGGAAAGGGGCAAGGAAAGACCGAUUCACUUGGUCGCAGCACGCGAGCUUACUCAGCUCGCAAGUAUUGAAGUGAUUGGGUUCUAGAUACAACUUUGUUAGGGUGAAAGUAUUUGUCGACGUCCCUACUGACGCUGUACAGUCUGAAUAGUACUAUAGGAAUCUGUCGUCAGCAACCUGUCAUUCGUACCGUUCUUCGUGGCUGACUGCGUUUCACAAAGGAGCUAGCGGCCGUUUUGAAAUUCCAUGUUUCUAGAUAUCAUUG
Molecule: messenger RNA, 2029 nt
Organism: Klebsormidium nitens
Lineage: Eukaryota; Viridiplantae; Streptophyta; Klebsormidiophyceae; Klebsormidiales; Klebsormidiaceae
Source: the annotation of a GenBank genome assembly